CCACCUUCCAGAACUAAAACUCUUCGCGGUGUGUGUCAUCAUGGGCUACGAACUCCUUCGACAGCAUCCAGCGCUCGGUGGUGUCGCAGCCUGCGGGUCGCUCAUGCUUCUCACUGCCAUCCUACAUCCGUCGUGGGUCGCAGUCGUGCGUGCAAGCGACGACGCAUCGCCAUGGCAGGUCACGAUGGGUCCCGUUGGGUUGUACAUACACGAAUCAUCAUUGAUGCAGUCGUUGUUUCCUGCAUUCAACCGCACGACCAUGACCAGUGAAACCUGGGGCGGGUUUUGUGCGCAAGGCAACCACGCAGCGGACGUGCGUUUCGCUGGCAUUUGCGGCACGACACUCACAGCCGUCCAGUGCCUUCUUGUCGUCGCGGCUUUGCUUUGCUUCGCCGCGCAAGUAGCAUUGUGGCAAUCCAGAGUCAAGUGCCGUGUACUCGUGGGAGCGUCUGCGCUGUUUUCAGCGCUGGCAGUGACCACCGUAGGCGUGCUCCGGUUGUGGCUCAAUGUGCUGGGCGACUUUGCCUUGGCCUUGUCCAGCAUGGCAGAAGCAGGUGUUUCCGACGACCCAUGUACGACAGAUGGGAUACGGUUCCACGUUGUCACAGACAGGACCGAUUAGUGGGCAACGAGAAGAAUGCUGUGGAGUCUGUGACAGCCAUGUGCAUCUCACACGGCGCCAGGUGCUUGGACAUGACGUUGUCGUUGUAUUGCCUUGUGGGUUCGUCGGUCGCUUUCAUCACGGUCGCGUUCGCAUUUGUCCUCGUUGCGAUCCGAAGCUUGCAGCGACGGAAAUCAUGCAAGCAGUACUUGUAUGAAGAGAUCACCUAAAUCCACACAACACCACAAUGCUAAUUCGAUCAUUGUCUUUUCCAUGCGUGAACUGCAAGUCCCCGGUGAGAUUCAUGAACUUCCCCAUCGGUUAUAACAUUUGGCGCCAAAAUGUAGUUCUGUAGUAGCUGUACUACAGUACAGUACUAUAAUAGGAC
Messenger RNA from Aphanomyces astaci, 989 nucleotides. RefSeq lists its product as hypothetical. The coding region runs from base 41 to 622 and encodes 193 amino acids. The transcript is spliced from 5 exons. The record is from RefSeq and is a predicted model, not a curated record. NCBI's taxonomy places the organism in Eukaryota, Oomycota, Saprolegniomycetes, Saprolegniales, Verrucalvaceae.